UAUGAAGUUGGAGUAGGGUGUGUUGUGUUUGAAAAAGCGAGUCACGCUCUCCCACCCCCACGCCUGACCCCCUUCUCUGCUUUCUUGUCUCAAUCUCCAAUGCCAUUCAAUAUUAUGACCUGCCUCUCUUCUUCACUACCUUCCAUCAUCACCCCAAAACACUAUACAGGCACAACUCUCCUUUUCAAUUUUCUUUAUAUAACCAAAUAAUUAUCAUCAAUCUUCCUCCACUUUUCAGUUUCAUAUCUAUCUCAAUAUGUCUAUGUUGGAAGUGAGGGUUCCCAACUUGGAUUGCGAGGGAUGCGCUACCAAGGUUAGGAAAGCUGUACUGAAGCUGAAAGGUGUGGAUGAGGUGGAAGUAGAGAUGGAGGUGCAGAAAAUAACGGUGAGGGGUUACGCAUUGGAGGAGAAAAAGGUGCUCAAGGCCAUUAAACGCGCGGGAAAGGCGGCGGAGCCAUGGCCGUAUCCCGGCUACUCAUAUUUUUCCUCAUUUUACAAAUACCCUUCUCACGUUAUCAACCAUUACUAUGAAACCUCCAGAAACGUCGCCGCGCCAAGCGUUCACACCUUCUUCCACACGCCCGCGGUCUACUCGGUCGCCGUCGCCUCCGACGAGGCGGUCGCCUCCAUCUUCAGCGACGACAACCCUCAUGCUUGCUCUAUCAUGUGAUUCUCAAUGCCAUGCCCCUUUUCUCCCUAUAUUUUUGGAUUUUUCUUUUUUUUUUUGGUAGGGAGAUUUUGUGGUGAUUUUUUUAUUUAUUUAUUUUGCUGGCGCUGCUCAUAUUCUUUUGUUUUAGGCUGUUUUUGUACUAGGGUUUAUGGUUUUAUUAUUGCUUUCUGAUAUUUUACUGCUGCUGGAGGAUGAAGGAUUUUAAUGAUACUUAAAUUCUCUAGUUCUGCUGAA
This is a messenger RNA of Salvia miltiorrhiza (redroot sage), 904 nucleotides long. Its product is annotated as heavy metal-associated isoprenylated plant protein 31. The coding region runs from base 257 to 670 and encodes 137 amino acids. The record is from RefSeq and is a predicted model, not a curated record. Lineage: Eukaryota; Viridiplantae; Streptophyta; Magnoliopsida; Lamiales; Lamiaceae. The transcript is spliced from 3 exons. Gene Ontology annotation, molecular function: metal ion binding.